CAAAUGGCGUUAUUCGAACGUUGAAGUGUUAAGAGAGAUAAAGUGACAAACGUGUGCGAGCUCAAGCCAAUUUACUUUUUCGUUUCUGCGAUAUUAAGGAGAAGAAAAAAAAUAAUCACCAAACCAAAACCGAAACAAACCAACAAUGGAAACGACGUUACGAUAAAUUCAUGCAUUGAAUAAAAAUAAUAACAUGAAUUUUUUUUUUUUUUUGCUUAAAGUAUUUACAUCCCGGAAGUAUUGUGAUUUUUAUUUAGUCAGGUGAAAAUUGCCAUUGACUAUACGACAUAUUACGAGCAACAAGUCGGUAUUCGCAUUUUAAGCCGCACGUGAUUCGCAUUUUAAGUUGUUUUUUUUUAGUUUUUAUAACAAAAAGUGAUGUACAUCAAUUUUACAACAAAAAUCGACCAGAUUUUAAAUUAGCAAUAGAUGAAAUAUUUAUUUUAAAUCCAAACGAAAAGGAGAAAAAAAUCAAAAUGAGUUUGGCAGCUGUCAUUUCUGUACUUACGUUCAGUAGUUGUGUUUUGUUGGCGAUAGAAGGAAGAGCGAUGGCUAAAACUGUGCCUACUGUUAGAGACAUUGAACAGAUCAAUGACGUUUUGUCAUCCUACAUUGGAAAAGAUGACAAGUUGGCGUUGUUGUUGGAUUUCGAUGGAACAUUGUCUCCAUUAGCUCCACAUCCUAGUUUGGCGGAGAUUGAUCCAGAAUCUGAGGCUGCGUUGAAAAAUCUAGCAACCAAUCCAAAUACGUAUUUGGCGAUAAUUUCGGGACGGUCGGCGGAGGACGCGCGUGAAAAAGUGAAAUUGGAGAAGAUUACGUAUGCCGGUAAUCACGGAUUGGAAAUCAUUUUCUGGAAUAAAUCGCGGUAUCACCAUGAGAUUGACGAAGAAACGCGUCAAAAAUACGAAAAAAUGGUCACUGAACUUGAAACGAGCUUGGGAGGUAAUGGCGCCUGGGUUGAAAAUAAAAAGCAAUCGUUAACAUUUCAUUAUCGUGAUGUACCCGAAGUUGAUCAACCGACGUACAAAGCCCGUGCGACCAGUAUAAUUGAGUCAUAUGGAUAUGUUGCGAAUGCAGCUCAUGCGGCCGUCGAGGCAAAACCGCCCGUAAUAUGGAACAAAGGUGAAGCAGCGUUAUACAUUUUGCGUGAGGAGUUUGGCGAUAAUUGGCCCGAAAAAGUGAAAGUAAUUUUUGCCGGUGAUGACACCACCGAUGAGGAUGCAAUGAAGGCAUUAAAGGGAGACGGUCUCUCGUUCCGAGUGUCAAAACGAUCGGAGAUUGAAACGUACGCCGACUAUCGUGUUCCAUCGACGAAGACGAUAUCGUUGAUUUUGCAAUGGCUUCAAGACAACAUGAACCAAGUAUAAAUGGAGCAACAGUUUUUUUUUAUCAUCUACAAGCUACAGAGAGCUCUGGAGAAAAAAUACAUUUCGUAGAACAAACACAAUACAACAAAGAAUUAGCAUAAUUUAUUUCAUUACCCAGUUACCAUCCCUGCAUGUUUAAUUCAUAAUUUUGUUCCAUUUUUAUUUUUUCUCCGAAUUUUUCACCAACUAAUUGGUUUUUUUCAUUCGUUCGUUCGUCUUCUUUUACUCUUGUUCAACGCUAUUUGUACAGUGUACAAAAAUAAAUAUGCGUAUCAUAUGACGUCUCAUAGCAAUAAAAACAAACACCGAAACGAAUGUGUCGAGUCAACAGUGUUGACAGAUAGUAAACUGAAAAAGAAAUUUUGUUCAAUGGUUUUUUUUUUCAUAGAUGGAUAGACUAUAAAGUUCCUCAUAGGGUUGCUAGUCUCUGUAUAAUAUCGAAAUUAUUUAUCGUCGCACAUUUUAAUUUUCAUAUCGAACCGUGCUAUCUCAAUCGAUAGCACGAAGACACACCGCCGUAGAUAUACGUAAGCUUAUAUGUUUAGGCACACAGAACAAAUGCCAACCAAAUGUGUAGUUGUAAUAAUAAAUUUAUCGACGAAUAGUUCAA
This is a messenger RNA of Sitodiplosis mosellana (orange wheat blossom midge), 1977 nucleotides long. RefSeq lists its product as uncharacterized. Gene Ontology annotation, biological process: trehalose biosynthetic process. The record is from RefSeq and is a predicted model, not a curated record. Bases 477 to 1367 code for a protein of 296 amino acids. The transcript has 6 exons. Gene Ontology annotation, molecular function: trehalose-phosphatase activity. NCBI's taxonomy places the organism in Eukaryota, Metazoa, Arthropoda, Insecta, Diptera, Cecidomyiidae.